AUGGACGCUACACCUCUUUCCGAUGCCGAGUCUAGUUUUUCUGCGCCGGUCGAUUCUCCUGUUGUGUCAUUCCCCCAGCCGACUUACACUACUGCCGGAACUAUAUACAAGCCAAGUUCGUCCCAGCCCCUUCAGCCGCCUACUCGUCGCGGACGCUUGUCCAAGUGGUCGGCUGGCGGUAUUAGUUCCGAUCUUGCCCUUUUCCCCAAGUCAGUCCUGGCAGGCCUGUCCAUGAAAACCCCUGCUGGUCGUCCCAACUCGGCCCUCCAGCUGUACACGCCUUUGCAGCAGAACAAUCAUCGGGCCGUCAGCCCCUUCAGUGAGCCCGAUCACCUUCUUGCCAGGAUGCCGAUGGAGACGCCUCGUCUACGUUCGGGGAACACCCCAAGGGACCUUUCUGCCCCGUUGUCUGAAGAAGCUGUCCAGGAUAAGCCCGUCACGGAGGAGGGCGAGCAUCGCUGUGCCGACGCGAGCGACGAUGACAGCGAGGGGAGCGAAGCCAAGAUAACUUUGCUCUCAAAUAUGCCGGUCAAGUCACUUCACAAUCUGGCUUCUUACCAGAAUCCAAGCCAGAAGUAUGCUCAGAGGGCGCUUCUGCGAGGAAGGAGGUCAAGGCCACUCGGGAUGGGCUCAUCGUACACGGGAAGUACCACGUCGACCAGCCCACCACCACUAAUGCCAGGAUUCAACCCCCCGUAUAGUUCAAGUGAGGUGGGAGGCCCCUCCAACCUGGCUCUUCAAGAACAGACAGAUCUCUUGGCCUUUAGACGGGCUCGGCUUGAUGCUUCCAGGAUGGAGUCAUGGACUAGUAGGAGAAAUGGCACAUCGACACCAACUUUUUCCAACACUCCCCGGAACCGAGCGGUCAGCGAGCUCCCAAAUUUGGUCGCAACUUCUUCUGCAUCUGCAAGCGGCGCACUGUUACCUCUGACUGCCGGGCCACCAGGGCAGCGACAAUAUCGUCCCUUGGCUGUUGAGUCGACAAUCAAUGCAUCGGCAACCGCAGGACCCUCUUCGCCACCCCCAUACAACCCAGCGGAUGACGAUACGCUACAAAUUGCCAAUCGAGUUCUGGUUGAAGCCGGCAUUGAGGAUGUCUGCAUUGAAUCGCUUGGAUCUUUAUUUGCUGAAAACUCGAACAGUGCUUCGUCCUAUCUAACCAGCCAAGGCGCUGGCGGGCAUACGGAACAGCUGCGACCUGUGCUACCGGGGGCGACUGGCUAUGACGAAGAGAUGCAGCUCCAAUUCCGGGACAUUGUAGGUCCUCUGGAGCGCAUGAAGGUAUGGGACCCAAAUGAAAAACUCAUCCAGACAAAAAGUUGGCGAGACCCCUCUCCGGAGGUUCGAGCUCUUUACAAGCCUGGCACCGAUAGAUUUACCGAUGAAGCGAUGGCAGCUCACAAUGACAAGGUGGAAGAAUGUUGGCUCUCGGGAGUCAACAACAGACGCGAAAGAAUGAGACCUCAGAGUACACUCUCCGAGAGUGCACUACUUUUCGAGAGUACACCCCUUCCCCGAAGCAGGCCCGAGGCUUAUCAGGAUUUCGGGGUUAUAGGAGACAGAAGGCUAAAGACGCCGAUCAGCCCUUCGGAGAAAGCUUCAGUUGAAGAGACGACGGAAGUCCCCGCAUCAGAGCAUGCAGCGUCGCUGUUGGAGCUGGCAAAGCACACGCAAAGCCAAAACGGAGAUGGUCCCGCAACGGACUCUGCGAUGCACUGA
Molecule: messenger RNA, 1719 nt
Organism: Metarhizium album ARSEF 1941
Lineage: Eukaryota; Fungi; Ascomycota; Sordariomycetes; Hypocreales; Clavicipitaceae
Exons: 1
Coding region: 1-1719 (572 amino acids)
Source: RefSeq, a predicted model, not a curated record